UGAGGAUUACGGUAGCCUCAUGUGUGAGCAAUGUAGCACCGGGGAGCAGCCGGAGGAGCUGCUGUUGUGCGACAAAUGUGACAAAGGAUUCCAUAUGAAAUGUGUGAGGCCGAUUGUUGUGAGGAUUCCAAUUGGUUCUUGGAUUUGCCCUAAGUGUUCAGGGGUGAAGAAAGUGAAAAAGUUCUCGCAAAGGAGAAUACUUGAUUUCUUCGGGCUUCCAAGGAAUUUGCCUGAUUUCAGAAGGAAUAAUUCUUCUUCUUGGGGUUUAUUGGUGGCAUGAAAAAUACAGACCAAGGAAGCCGAAGUAUUUCAACCGUGUUCACUGCAAAAGUGAAGUUAAGUUUAUUCUUUGAGUACUGUUUUUUUCUGUUAUAGGUUCAAUGCAACAAAAAUGUUGGAGUUGAUAAUAGAGUGGUGCAGAAACGAAGACCGACGCUGCGAGUUCAUGCCAUUGAUCACGGUUCGUUGAGAUGGAGAGAAGCUGAUAUUUUGGUUUUCAACACAGCUCAUUGGUGGUCUCAUUACAAAACCAAAGCUGGUAAUUCUGGGUCUCAUUGUUGCUACAGUCGAGCCCGUUGUUGCUGCUACUGUAAUUUUGGGUGAGCCAAUGGACAUCAUGCAGUUAUCUUUCUGUAUAAAUCCCUAAUUUGCAGGUAAUCAACUUUUAUGACUGAUUCUAUCGAUAAGAGUUAGAACUCUUACUCAACCGAUUAUAUCGAUAUUGUUAUGUUGGACACUCUCCGAUGUAAUGUGAUACUUUAAUUCAAUUUUUUGUGGUAUGAAUAGAAUGACAAAGUCCAUAUCAUCCAUUAGGUUGGCGAAAUACGGAAAGGUUAGUUAUCUAAUUUCC
Molecule: messenger RNA, 850 nt
Organism: Vicia villosa (hairy vetch)
Lineage: Eukaryota; Viridiplantae; Streptophyta; Magnoliopsida; Fabales; Fabaceae
Product: probable Histone-lysine N-methyltransferase ATXR5
Exons: 3
Coding region: 20-280 (86 amino acids)
Source: RefSeq, a predicted model, not a curated record